UUGGUCUUAUCUCCGUUCAGAUAACUCUCCUCUGUCACGAAGGUCUUCUACGGAACAAUGGCAGGACUUGUGCUCCUAGCAAUACUUUCCACUGUAUAUGCUGCAGACGUAAUGAAGAGAUGUCACGACACAAACGAGCAGGCGUGUCAAAGAAUGUUCGCCAAACGGCACGAUAUGUGUGAUGAUCCAUGUAUUGCCAACAUCUGCAAAGAUACCUGCCGAUACUGUCCUGUUACAUGCUAUCAUUGUGACGAGGAAGAUACACCGGAAGCAUGUAAUAAAGUUGUACAAUGCUUGACUACAAAUCAGCUUUGCAUAGCUGCAGAGAGAUACACAACAUACUUCAAAUCUUUAUACACUUCCGGUUGUGCAGAAAAAGAGCUCUGUCACAGCCUCUUCGGCUUUGAUUCCACAAAACGUGAGGUCCAGACGACAAUGAAUGGUCGAUCCUAUCAUUUACAUGGCGGAUGUUGCGACUCCAAUCUCUGUAAUGUCCACGAUCCGUCCAACGUGACGUCAACUAUAGAUCCUUCCAGUCGUCCACCAAAACCGACAGGAACUAACCCUCUUUUUGGCAACACAACCCAUGAAGACGUCAAGGUUUGUGAGGAGAACGACUUAGAUACAGAGGCGUGUCGUCUGCUGAAUUCUACAGACCCUACUAUCUGUCAGAACAAUUGCAUCGCCACCAAGAUCUGUCCAACUUUCUGUGGAACUUGUGUUCGAUGUAAAGAUUGCAAGUCAGUGGAUGCUCCGAGUUCCUGCACAAAUACUACACUGUGUAAAACUAAACAGCAAUGCGUAACGAUUGAACGACUUGAUGCAAACCUACAGUUGUCUAUAGUAUUAGGAUGUAUGGAUACCAGGAUCUGUAAUGUAUACUUCAGUCCUCGACCAGGUUCUGGGGCUCUGGGUAAACGCCAGUUCGGAGGAACCACACUUCGGGGGAAAUGUUGUGACAACGAUAUGUGUAAUAAAAAUGGUGUUCAAUAAAAUUAGAAGUGUGCAGAUA
Ostrea edulis (European flat oyster) is the source of this 1012-nucleotide messenger RNA. RefSeq lists its product as uncharacterized. The transcript is spliced from 9 exons. The record is from RefSeq and is a predicted model, not a curated record. NCBI's taxonomy places the organism in Eukaryota, Metazoa, Mollusca, Bivalvia, Ostreida, Ostreidae. The coding region runs from base 58 to 993 and encodes 311 amino acids.